UCCUCUAUUAGCCUGAAACUUGAUUCCAACCAAUCAAAGCAAGCCGAGAUGAAGCAGAAGAUCGUGAUCAAGGUGGAGAUGACGUGCGACAAGUGCCGGUCCAAGGCAAUGACGCUGGUGGCGGCAACGGUGGGGGUGGACUCAGUGGCACUGGCUGGGGACGGCAAGGACCAGGUGGUGGUAGUCGGCGACGGUGUCGACUCCGUCAAGCUCACCAGCGCGCUGCGCAAGAAGGUUGGCCACGCGCAGCUCAUGCAGGUCGGCGAGGUCAAGAAGGAGGAGGAGAAGAAGAAGCCCGCCGAACCAGCAGCCGCCGCCGCCUCUGUGGUCGAGUACGCGUACCCGUGGCAAUACUAUCAGUACCCUCCCGCUGGCGCCUAUGGCUACCCGCAGUAUUACUCAAACUGUCAAACACCUGCUGGAUGUAGCCACAGCAUAUGCUAA
Molecule: messenger RNA, 444 nt
Organism: Lolium rigidum
Lineage: Eukaryota; Viridiplantae; Streptophyta; Magnoliopsida; Poales; Poaceae
Product: disease resistance protein Pik-1-like
Exons: 1
Coding region: 49-444 (131 amino acids)
Molecular function (GO): metal ion binding
Source: RefSeq, a predicted model, not a curated record